AUGGAGGACAUGUCUACUUUAGAGACUCAUGAUUCUCAUACUGCAUUAUUGGCAUUCCGCGAGGGAGUGACACUAGGAACAAAGAUGCAUAAGUCUUUGGUCAAGACACCAUACCUCGACAUAAGGGAGGUGCUGAUGGAAUCAUUCGACUUGAAGAGAAAGAAACUUGUGCAAUGCAAGGGCAAAUGGUUCGAGGAGCUACCAAACGUGUUGUGGUGUACCGAACCACAAGCCUAUGAAAUUGAAGUUGUUAUCCCAAUUGAGAUUGAACUGCCCAUAAUCCGAACGGUGGUGGUGGAUGGUAAAGAUAAUGAUCAACAAAUUGCUUGCAACCUAUAUUUGAUUAAGGAACAUCAAGAGGUCGCAACACUAUGA
Molecule: messenger RNA, 375 nt
Organism: Prunus armeniaca (apricot)
Lineage: Eukaryota; Viridiplantae; Streptophyta; Magnoliopsida; Rosales; Rosaceae
Source: the annotation of a GenBank genome assembly